This is a messenger RNA of Pelobates cultripes (western spadefoot toad), 581 nucleotides long. Lineage: Eukaryota; Metazoa; Chordata; Amphibia; Anura; Pelobatidae. The record is from the annotation of a GenBank genome assembly.
AUGCUUCACGCACCGGUGGGGAUCAAGAUCUGGGUCGAUCUGGAACAUGACCUCUUUGGGAGAGACCACCCAUCGUUAUAUUUUUGGGUGCCGAAACCUCACCGUUCGGAGUUACCCCACACCACGCCGGCCCUGCGGACGUCUUUGCAGGUGUGGGAUAGAGUCAACGGUAAAAACCCCCUUAUCAAUACGCCCUCACCGCUCACCCCAGUUCUGCGGAACCCGCAAUUUCCCCCAGGUAUGACACCUCAACAUUUUGCCCGCUUCGAAGAUAAUAACCUCAUCAGACUUUGCCAUUUCUUCCAGGGUGAUCGCCUGCUCCUAUUUGCAGACCUACCGCAAUCUACCCCUCUCAACUCUUUUGAUUAUUUCCGCUAUCUCCAGUUACGGAGCUUUUUGUCCAUUCCGGACAUCAGAAUGGCAGCCACAAAACAGCUUACACCUUUCGAGAAAAUGAGUAUGCACACACCGGUAAGGAGAGGUCAGAUAUCCAUUCUUUACGAUAUCUUUGCUAGAAACACCCCUCCGGAGGCCUUUUCUUACGUGAGGGAGUGGGAGAGGGACAUGGGCCCACCGGCUGA